AUGCGCUUCCCUCACACCCAGGUAGCAGCAACCCUCUGCCACGGCUUCCACGCCGCAGCCCGGUCUACCGCCUCACGCCCUCUCUCCUGCAGUCAGCGUUCCCUCCUCCACCAGACCUCGGCCGCCUUCCGACCUCGCCAGCGCUUCUUCUUCACCUCAAAUCUGCGGCUCUCCAAGGAUGGCAGCGGAGGGAGCAGCAGGAGGAAGACGGCUAGACCAGCUGGUGCUGGAGGCAGUGGCAGCAGCAGCCAUGGCAGCAAUAGCAGUGGCGCCACCAAGAGAAAGCUCCGCGACCCACUCCGCCGCGUGGCCUCGCUUGCCCAGCGGUCCAGCGGCAAGCCCCCCAAGGCCACGCGCGGCGGACAGGGCGAACCGGGCAAGGACUAUAGCACCACCAUCUGCGCCAUCUGCGUCGCUGAGUCCUUCGACAUGAAGGCCGUCGUGCGCUCCCUCCAGGACCAGCACUACCUGAUCGACCCAGACGGCCUGGACUUUGACGACGAGGAGGUUGUCCACGCCGGCGUGCGCGGCGGGCCUGGCGACUUCUUCAUCUUCGAGACCGGCACUGUCGUCACCUGGAGCCUGCCGCCCGAGAAGGGCAUCGAGCUCGCCACAGGCUUCCUCGCGUCUGCCCACCAGAACUCGUACUUGACGCAGAUGGACCGGGAUGACAUGACGGAAAAGCUCGAGUUCGAAAUGGACCCGGCCACGUCGUGGAGCCUGAUGCGUGGCGACAUGGUCGUGCUGGGCACCCGGCGCGAUGAGGGGGCUGCCGCCGACUUCGACCCGACCGAUAUCGGGCGCGCCAAGAUCGCCUUCUCGUCCGGCCUGGCCCGGAGCACCAAGGUCGCCGUCCUCGAGACCCUCCUCAGCGCCUACCUCGAGCGGACCGAGGAGCUGCCCGCCCAGCUCGAGAGCGGCCGGCUGCGCGUGCGCAUGCCCGAGAUCCUCCAGCGCACGGGCGAGCUGCUGCGCCUGCGAUCCCAGCUCAACUUCUUCUCGGAGCUGACCGACUCCCUGCCCGACAAAUUCUGGGACCAGCGCGCCGAGCUCAAGCUCGACAGCAUCUACGACCAGGUCGGCAAGGCCCUCGAUGUCCCCUCGCGCAUCCGCGUCCUCAACCAGCGCAUGGACUAUGCCGACUCCAUGCUCGAGACCUUUCGUGAGAUGCUACACUCCACUCACAGCGCCCGCCUCGAGUGGAUCAUCAUCGUGCUCAUCGCCAUCGAGAUCGGCUUCGAGCUGUAUCAUAUGUGGAGGGAGUACGUGACCGGCGGCGGAUCUGCACAAGUAAAAGAAAAAGGGGAGGAAGAAAUAAAAGCCAAGCAGGCCACGUUGGUGUGA
Cryphonectria parasitica EP155 is the source of this 1344-nucleotide messenger RNA. RefSeq lists its product as uncharacterized. The record is from RefSeq and is a predicted model, not a curated record. Bases 1 to 1344 code for a protein of 447 amino acids. The transcript is spliced from 2 exons. Gene Ontology annotation, biological process: positive regulation of mitochondrial translation. Lineage: Eukaryota; Fungi; Ascomycota; Sordariomycetes; Diaporthales; Cryphonectriaceae.